AUGUCGCCGCUCACCUUUGUGUCACAGAAAAGUAGCAAGAAGUCGCACGGCAAUCCAAAGCCAGUUCCGGCAUAUUUCCCCACGUCAAAAGAUUCAAUUCUGAUUCCGGAUGUUAAACUCUACGAUGCUGUGAGGGAGGCCCCUAGAAGGCUGACCAAUACUUACGAUGUACCAAUUCGUUCUGGAAAGGCAUGGAAAGUGCCCAAGGGGUCUGUGGUCCGCAUUUCAACUCCAGAGGGUCCUCAGGUGUGCGAUUUUAACUGCUGGGAAGCAAACUCAGACUUCAAGGAGCACAUGUGGGCUUCGCGAACUCGACAGUUGCAUUCUGCACAUGUUUCUACUUACGACAAAUUGUGGUCCAACUUGCCUUAUCUGAGACCUUUGCUCACAAUUAUCGACGAUUCGUUAGCCACGUAUGGACCCGACGAGCAUGGCGGCCGUGUACACGAUCUUUUGGGCACUCGCUGUGAUCCGUAUGUCGACAAGUUGUUAAGCGGGCAGGAUAACGAUUUCCACUGCCAUUCCAAUCUUUACCGGGCAAUCCGCGAGUUUGGCGGGCAGGAGGAAAAUGUACACGACGUGCUUAAUAUUUUCCAACUAACUGGGCUUAACGAACACGACCAGUACUUCAUGGAGACGUGUCCUGCGAAGGCCGGGGACUUUUUUGAGUUUUUCUGCGAGGUAGAUCUCAUAUGUGCUAUCUCGACUUGCCCUGGAGGUGACCUUUCUAAUUGGGGUUGGGGCGAGGGCUCUGAAGAUCGCGACGGCAGUGAUAACAUUGGCGAUAUGACAUCUGUGUGCAGACCACUAAAAGUCGAAGUUUUCCAAUUGCAUGACUCUACAGAGAUAUUGCGAAACUGGCACUCCCCGGAACCUGUCAAAUACCGGGGCAACCAUGGGCUAUAA
Molecule: messenger RNA, 906 nt
Organism: Lachancea nothofagi CBS 11611
Lineage: Eukaryota; Fungi; Ascomycota; Saccharomycetes; Saccharomycetales; Saccharomycetaceae
Source: the annotation of a GenBank genome assembly